AUGAGGACCAGACUGUGUCAGCGGAGGAGAAGGAAGCGGGUAUUAGUGAAGGCUGGGGGGAUGGGGAAUAGAGGAGGUGGGCGGGUAGUGGACCAUCGCUUGCCACCCAAGAUGUUAUUCACUGUAGCCGUGUUUCCAGCUGCCCCGCAGCACCCUUUCGCCCACCCUUUGCAGGCCAGUACAGCCAUGGGCACAUCUGGACGUAUUAGCUUCACUGUGCGCAGCCUCCUGGAUUUACCAGAACAAGAUGCACAACACCUGCGGAGGCGGGACCCAGAACCGCCAACCCAUCGCCGCCCCGGCCCUUACUCCGAGUGGAUGGAGGCUGACCGGAGUCACUACCCCUCUUCAGACGAGAGUAGCCCAGAGACCGGCCCUUCAGAUUCCGUGCCGCGGCUGCGGCCCCUACCUCCUGUAGAGUUGCCUGGCUCCGACUCUGAGAAGAGGAAGAAGAGACGGGUGCUGUUCUCCAAGGCUCAGACUCUGGAGCUGGAGCGGCGCUUCCGGCAGCAACGUUACCUCUCGGCUCCAGAGAGGGAACAGCUGGCUCGGCUUUUGAGCCUGACGCCUACUCAGGUGAAAAUCUGGUUCCAGAACCACCGCUACAAGAUGAAGCGUGCCCGGGGUCAAGGGCCUCUGGGUCCUGUCUGUGCCGCAGAUCUGAGCCCAACUCCUGCGCUGAUACGCCGAGUGGUAGUCCCGGUGCUGGUCGGUGACCGAAAGCCUUGCCAAGGUUGCGAACAUAGUUUAGCGGCAGCUCCGGACAAGCCAAGUUUGACUCAAGCUGCCCCUGCCUCCGCUUGCGUCCUUCAGGGCUACCCUCCUUUCCCCACCAGUUCCACCGCUGCACUCAGUCUCUUUCAGGCUAAUCAGCACUUAGCGCACCCGACACUAGUCUCUUGGAACUGGUGA
Messenger RNA from Trichosurus vulpecula (common brushtail), 912 nucleotides. RefSeq names its product NK2 homeobox 8 (gene NKX2-8). Gene Ontology annotation, molecular function: RNA polymerase II cis-regulatory region sequence-specific DNA binding; DNA-binding transcription factor activity, RNA polymerase II-specific. Lineage: Eukaryota; Metazoa; Chordata; Mammalia; Diprotodontia; Phalangeridae. The transcript has 3 exons. Gene Ontology annotation, cellular component: nucleus. The record is from RefSeq and is a predicted model, not a curated record. Gene Ontology annotation, biological process: cell differentiation; regulation of transcription by RNA polymerase II. Bases 1 to 912 code for a protein of 303 amino acids.